Messenger RNA from Rhincodon typus (whale shark), 3437 nucleotides. RefSeq names its product axin 2 (conductin, axil). The coding region runs from base 104 to 1549 and encodes 481 amino acids. The record is from RefSeq and is a predicted model, not a curated record. The transcript has 7 exons. Lineage: Eukaryota; Metazoa; Chordata; Chondrichthyes; Orectolobiformes; Rhincodontidae. Gene Ontology annotation, biological process: negative regulation of canonical Wnt signaling pathway.
CCACCUUUUCCCCAACAUGUGCAAGCUGAAGGACGGACAGCUAAAUGUCGUCUAUCUGUUAUGCUUUUUCUUCAUGUAGAGAACUCAUCGCCUUCCGAAGGAGAUGACGCCUGUGGACCCAGCAGCCUUCGCCACUCAGCUCAUCUCUCGACUGGAGAAGCUCAAGCGGGAGCGAGACACCAUGGACAGUUUGGAGGAGAGACUACAGCAGAUCAAAGAGGAUGAAGGUGAAGAUUGUGAGCUUCCCACAAUAACAACACAGACAGAGAUGGAACCCAUAGUCCCCCAGCAUCAGCUGCAGCCACUGGCCCUCCUGCCCUCUGGAAGCUGUGACGACGACCCCCAGACCAUUUUGGAUGACCACUUGUCACGAGUACUGAAAACCCCAGGCUGCCAAUCGCCAGGUGUGGGCCGAUAUUCUCCUCCCUCCCAGACACCAGACUGUCUCCGAGGGGCAAAGUUUCAAAUGGCCCUGGGGACCCAAACGGCAGCUCCAGGUGUUCCCAACAAAGGGUGUGUCUCCAAACAGGGUACCAAGUACGUCCACCAUCAUUACAUUCACCAUCACGCUGUUCCCAAGACAAAGGAACAGAUUGAAACCGAGGCUGCUCAUAAAGUGCAGUGUCUCUGUCCAAACAGCACAGACUUUUGUUCCUACACCAAAUUUCGAAGUGUUCACCCCAAGGUUGAAAUGUCGGGACAUCAAGUGGAACAGUUUCCCUUUGGCAGUAAGAACAGUACUCUGGCCAGGAGGAGCACACAGGUGAUGGACUGUGUCAGCCCAAUUCCCAGUGAGGGAGCUCUGCCUCUUUCCAGUCCCCAGCUCCCCUGUGAAGAGACAGACCGGACACAGAAUGUGUGGCAGUGGAUGUUGGAGAGUGAACGACAACCCAACAAACAGAGGUCCCACAGUGUCCAAUGUAUGAAGAGAGGAAGUGUCACUGAAUGCCCGAGAGGAAAUGCAACUGAGCGUACCAAUCGUCAACAUGUUGGCAGUACCCAUCAGAGGGGCAUUGUUCAGCCAUCCCACCCCUUCAUUCAGGACCCGGCAAUGCCUCCACUUCCACCACCAAACACACUUGCUCAACUAGAAGAAGCACGCCGCAGGCUGGAAGAGGAGAAGAAAGUUUCCAAAACUCAGAAACAAAGAUACUCAACGUCAAGUUUACAGCGAGACAGAAAUCACGGAACUCAAUCACAAGGAAUGAGCCAGUCUCUGUCCAAUACUGGUUUCCUCACUUCUACAGAAGAGCACAAAACAGCAAAGAAGCAAGCAGUACCUGUGAACCUGGCUCCAUGCAGUGAGUUGGUUGUCACUUACUAUUUCUGCGGAGAGGACAUUCCAUACCGGAGGAUGAUGAAAGGUCACAGCUUGACCCUGGCUCACUUUAAGGAGCAGCUCAGUAAGAAAGGAAAUUACAGGUAUUAUUUCAAACGAGCCAGCAAUGAGUUUGACUGUGGGGCAGUUUUUGAAGAAGUUCAGAGUGACGAUAGCACACUGCCCAUGUAUGAGGGAAAGAUCUUGGGAAAAGUGGAACGAAUCGAUUGAUCAUUUAAAAAGGACUAAAAUCAACAGACUUCUGGCAUUUUAACAGCAUUCAAAUUAUGAACAAUUAUAGAAGGAUGAAAUAAGCUGUGAGGUACUGGAAUUCGGGCUUGAAGCUGUAGUGAUGUUUGCCUUACAUAGGAUGUAAAGAUCAUAAAAAUAUUUAUAUGAAAAUACUGAGCUUCAUUGUAUAAGAAUGACCACUAUUGAUUAUUUACAGACAUCCAGGUAUUCGUGGAUAUCCUGUGGCUUCCUGAGGGACUCUGUAUAUGAACAGAUACUGUGUAUAGUCCAUGCUCAAUGACACGUCCUGCUAUUUAUUGUAUUUGAGUUGUGGAAAAGCUAUACUUUUCCACUAGUACCAGCAACUGCUGCUCUUUGUGACAGUUCUUUUCCCUUCUUUGACGGUACUGACAGUUCUUCCCCUUUUCCAAUAACACUAAUGAUAAUAACAAUUAUCAUUCUCUGGUGUAUUUAAAGUGAAAUUGUGAAGCUGGCUGUGAAUUUUCUCUGAAACAAGUGACUGUCUUAAUGUAACACUGCUUUGUAUCUGUACCGGAACUAUCACCAAGUCUUAAUGGUCUGGCAGAAGAGGCAACCAGUCCUGCCUUGUCAAUUUUCCAUUCAGCAUUUACAUUGGAGCCUAGUGCCUUUCAAAUCCAGGAAAAUCCACAGAAAUCUUGCACCUUCGUCCCCAACACACCAUCCCCUCCCUUUCCUGUUCCCACUCUAACACUUUAAAAGCUACUACAGUGAUGUAGAUGUGGAUUGUAAUGUGAGUGAGUGUGCAGAUAUUGUAGAUUUUGGCCUACUCAGAUGUGUCAUCAAUGGAGGACAAGUGUGGCAGCUGCCUAGUCCCAACCCUGAUUCAAACUCUGCUCCCAGCAGAGAGCUUCCUCCUAGAGCGACACUGGCAUAAACAAUCAACGCCUCACAACUAUAUGACAUCAGGAUUGGAGUUGAUUUUUGUUUUCUGUUCAACUUCAUGGGUUGUAAUUGUAUUGCAUAACAUCAACAAUAAACUCCUUUAGAAUCAACAGCUUAAUAUGUAUAAAAGUAGCAGCAAUAGACCUUCUCACCAAUGCAUUGGUGAAAAAGUCACAAAUCUCACAUAUGCAAUUUAAACUCUCAAUCUCCAAAGAGAAUUUUGAAAUAGAGAGAGCUGAAAAUGGGGUGGCAAAUUUAUUAACUUAUCACCUGGAGAGAGAAAGAAAACCCAUAUUGGGAAUGUGAUCCGUUAUAAAACUGAAAUUUACACUCUGCCAUUUGCCUGGAGGCUCAGUCCCACAAAUUCCACUUUCAGACACUGAGAACCAUAUACAAACUUAAAUGUUGUAGAAUUAUAUCAAGAUUCCAGCAAGGAUGGAUUGUUUUUUUUUCUCUCUCUACUGCCAGUUGCACCUCAUUGUAGGAUUAAAUUAAUAGUUUGAAGGGAAGAUUUAAUUUUACAUACUGAGGUAGAAAUUACUGCAUGUGGUGUUUUCUUGUAAACGGUUAACAUACAUGUCUUGUUAAGGGGCCAGACCCCAGUAUCAACCCUUCCCAUCCUACGCACUCUAUCAUUCUGACCUUUGCCACACUGCUGGACAUAAUUUGUAUGAUAACUGUGUAAAAAUUGUUAAAGUUUUACACACUACUACUAGUGUUUCUUGUUUAUCCUGUACAGUACCUGUGCCUGCAUGGUAUUAUUAAUACUGUGUCUCACCCUGCUUUGAGGGUCACAUCUCCCUUUGUUAAGAAGGGUUUAUGUACAAAGAUAUUUUGUAUGCGUUUUUUUUGAGUGUUGCAACCAUGUUUUGUGCCAUUUUCUUCUCCUUUCUGUAAAUUAUGCAUUACAAAAGAGUUUGAUUUAAGAGUCCUUGGUACAAUAAUUAUGUAUAUAUUCAGAGAU